AUGGAGAAACAGCAUUUGAAACCCUUUGGUUCUUUCUAUGCUUCCACCACUCAGGAAGCAAAGAAAGAUCAAUUUCUUGCAGCUGAGCCAUCUGAAAAGAAGCGGAAGUACCAGCAUAACUCAGACGGUGAAAAGAAUAGUGGAGUUUCGACUGAGUUAACCCUUUCUUGCGGGGUUCCAAGCAAGAUCAACAAGCCAAGAAUCAAAGAAAUCAAUUCUUCUGCUGAUAAUGAGAUCAAUGUUAUCGUUGUUUCAACUCGACUUGCGAAUGAAGUUUCGACUGAGCUAAAACUCUUUGAUGAAUCUUGCUUUACUGCCUUUGCUGCAACGAGAGAUGAACUUGUUGAAUCCAAAGAAUCAUCGGAUUCAGAAUCGAAAUCAUUGGUUCAAAAUAUUGCAGAGAUGACAUCCAGCCCUGAAGAUGAGAGAAAAGAGAGUCCUAUGCAUGAUGUUUCGACAAUACUGAUGCUUUCUGAUCCAUGGAAGAUUAAGAAGAAGCUCACUGGUAGUGAUCUUGGUAACCUGUGCAGACUUUUGGUGGCAUCAUUAUCAGUCAGAAAUCAUAUUUUGCCAUUAUUGAGCGGUGAAACGGUUGAGCAGAUUGAAAAAGAUGGUGCUUCAGUUCCUAUAUGGGAUUGCGAUACUAAUACUGAACAACAUAUGGUUUUGAAGCUUUGGCAUUCAUCGAAGAGUUAUGUUUUCAUCAAAGGCUGGAUUAUUCAAUUUGUGAAGAGAAGGAAUUUAGUUGAAGGAGAUCUUAUUGGGAUUUAUUGGGAUCCAUCAAAUUCAAGAUUCAAUUUUUCUGUGCUUGAAAGAGCUUAG
Molecule: messenger RNA, 822 nt
Organism: Hevea brasiliensis (rubber tree)
Lineage: Eukaryota; Viridiplantae; Streptophyta; Magnoliopsida; Malpighiales; Euphorbiaceae
Product: B3 domain-containing protein At2g33720-like
Exons: 1
Coding region: 1-822 (273 amino acids)
Molecular function (GO): DNA binding
Source: RefSeq, a predicted model, not a curated record